Molecule: messenger RNA, 1090 nt
Organism: Macroventuria anomochaeta
Lineage: Eukaryota; Fungi; Ascomycota; Dothideomycetes; Pleosporales; Didymellaceae
Exons: 3
Coding region: 44-949 (301 amino acids)
Source: RefSeq, a predicted model, not a curated record
CCAAAACUUAUCUUAUUUCACUUACCGACGACGCAAAGUUACAAUGGCCUCAGGAAUUUUCCAGUUCCAAGAGACGACCAAGAAAUCGUUCAACUUGAUAGAUGUUGUACUUGCUCCAACGCCAUCCAGCGCAGACAAAGCGGCUCUAGAUGUUAUAUCCAAGCAACGAACUACCAUUGCUUCAUGGUUUCGGGAUGUUCGGGGCACAGGCAACAGUGAAAAACUGAACGAGUUCAUGAAGCGGUGGUCAGAGUACUCAGCUGAUCUCGGGGGUGUUUCACCAGCGGAUGUCACCAGAGCAUCAGAUCUGAACGCCUCGCAGGGACGAUCGAUUAACGCCCUCAUCUACCAGACCAUCACCUUGCUCAACCCCAACAUCGCGCCUCCAAAGCCAGCCCAAAACCCGACGGUUCGUAAGACACCCCCUUCAGGGUCCAACGAUCCAGAUGCAACCGAACUUCCCUCAGAAGUACAGAAGAAGGCCGUUGAGUACCUCUUGAGUACUGUCACCUGGGGCAACAAAGGUCAGAACGGGUUGAUCUUGAAUAGCGCUACGCUUGUAGACUGGCCAGCAGAGGUAACUCCUGCGCCCACUGAGGGCAUCCGAGUCAGGUACGAUGGGAAGAACUACUACCGGGUCUCGGUCGCCAAUCUCUUUGGUGGUCUUCUUGACAAUCUGUACCGCGAAAAGGGUCCAACUGCUUUCUAUGCCGCCAUUGAGCUUCUUCGAUUUGCUUCAAGCGAAAAGCCGUUCUGGGCUGGUGGUUCUCGAGAUUCGACACCAGGUUUCCCACAGACUGCGUUUGAUCUCGACGGCAAGAAGUCAAAGGUCUUCACAGUCUACAAAGACCCGAACAACCGGCAGACUGAUCUCCAAGUCCGCACGCUUGAUGAAUGGGCCAAACUUUCCGUGGUGGCUCUGGUUCUCCAGGGCUUUCCAAAGAACUGAUUUUCGCGCGUGGAUGCUCGGAUGUUUUCAUGCGUACCUCGAUGGAGUGACCUGGACAUUCUUUCUGACAUUCCUCAUGCUUUUUUCCUACCUGAACACAAGUGAGUCUUUUUCUUCUACGGUACAAAUGUGUCUUGUCUU